This is a messenger RNA of Rubroshorea leprosula, 1432 nucleotides long. Lineage: Eukaryota; Viridiplantae; Streptophyta; Magnoliopsida; Malvales; Dipterocarpaceae. The record is from the annotation of a GenBank genome assembly.
GAAGCUUCCCUUCUUCAUAUUCUCCCUCAUCUUACUUAUUUUAUUCUAUCUCUCUACUCCGAUAAGGAAUUGCAAUAUCAUGACGUUGGCACAGAAACUAGAGCUGCAUCUUCUUCUUAUUCUUACAAUUUCAUCCCUCACAUCCCUUUCCAACUCCGCCACGGACACCUUCGUUUAUGGCGGAUGUUCUCAGAUGAAAUAUGCCCAAGGCUCCCCCUAUGAAGUCGGCGUUGACUCGCUGCUUACCUCCCUGGUCAACUCCGCCAUGUACACUACCUACAACAACUUCACCAUCCCGGGCUCUUCCCAACAAGACACCAUUUACGGCCUCUUCCAGUGCCGGGGCGACCUCAGCAACAACGACUGCGGCCGCUGUGUGGCUCGCGCCGUGAGUCAGGUUGGCACUCUUUGCCUCGACUCUACAGGUGGCGCUCUCCAGCUUGAAGGGUGCCUCGUCAAGUAUGACAAGAACGCGUUUUUAGGCGUUGAGGACAAGACGGUGGUGGUGAAAAAAUGUGGGCCGUUGAUCUCGUCGGAUUCUGACGCCGUGUUGGGCAGGCGGGAUGCCGUGUUGGGCUACUUGGCAACCGGAGACGGUACCUACAAGCCAUACAGGGUCGGUGGGUCCGGAGAUGUUCAGGCCAAAGCGCAGUGCGUGCAGGAUUUGAGUUUCGGCGAGUGCCAGGAUUGCUUGUCAGAGGCUGUUGGACAGCUAAAGACGCUGUGUGGAAACGCCAGGUGGGGCGAUAUGUACCUGGCCAAGUGCUACGUGCGGUAUUCAGAAGGCGGGGAUCAUUCUAAUGGCAAUCAGGAUCACAAUAACAAUGAUGAUGAGAUUGAGAAGACACUUGCAAUCUUGAUUGGACUCAUAGCUGCGGUUGCACUAAUCAUAAUAUUUGUGUCAUUCUUAUCAAAAGCUUGUGAGAAAGGAAAAGGUGGGAAAUGAUACAGUUUUCUGGAUAUUUCAUGAAAUUUCCUUCCCUCUGGUAAACUGUUGUUUUGAUCUUAAAUGGCCUUUUUCUAGCUUCACUUUAUGGUUUUGUGGUCCUCAUCUGUCACUUUCUGUCAUACUUUUCCUCUAAAAAAAGAAGUGCUCCAAUGGGUAGAUAGAAUAGAAUGGUGUGUUUGUGGAAACAGGGAACCUGGAAACAAGUGAAAAAGAGAAGUUGCAAUUUGAUGAAAAGCCUUAAAGAUUGUACACUCGCCGCCCACACCCACUUUAUCCUCUUAACCUUUUGUUUUAUGUAUUUCUAAUAUGUAUAUCAAAUACUGAAAACACUUGUCAAAUAAAAGCGCUCUGUUAGUGGUUUUAUGUUAAUUGCAAUUGUUGAGUAUCAUAUUUUCUGGAGCUUGUACUUAAUUACUCUUGAUUAGAGCUAGCAAAAGUUUAGUUUCAUCUAAAUUUAGACGGAAAUGAAAGAGUCAUGUUAAU